CAAGUUCCAUUCUGAUCACCAUUUAUUUAUGGACCGAUGGGAGCGGGAGAGAACGCGCGGAGUUUCCAGCUCCUCACUUCCACCGCAGCGGAUUAAAGGCUGAAUAACUGCAUUAUUCAUUUUUUUACGCACCGGCCAUCUGUUGUCCUGACUUGUUUCUCUGGUUUCUCUCUGUGCUUUUCUGCCUUUUUUUUGCGUCUCAAAUCCACUCACAUCCGAUGGAGACUGACCAUUUCAUCUGCAGAUAAACUGAACUGUAAAGAGAAACAACUGUUUGUUUGUUUUUUCCAUGGGCUUAAAAUAAUUGAUUGGAUUAAUGCUUCUUAGAUAGAAAAAAUGGCACACUGAUGGGAGCGUUUUUGGUCGCUCCUUCCAUCUGAGCCAUUAUCCCGGUGCGCAACUCCGCUUUGAAACAAACCAGUAUUUAUUCCUUGGAUGGAUGGAGGUUGCUGAGCGGAGCUGAAGCCCAGACGCACAGUGUUAAUCAUCCUCACCCCUUUUUAAUCUCACUCAGCCAGUUUCUCCGUAUUAUUAUUAUUAUUUUUAAAAAGAACAAACUAUAAUGAUGGACUUAUUUUCCCGCAUCACCUACCGUCAAGCGCCUUCUUUUUUCACGCCUUGGAGUCACCGGACGCGCCGUCAAGAUCUCUAAAAGCUGUCUGCCUCUCCCUCCCUCCCUUCCUCUCUCUCUCUCUCCCUUUUCAGUCCUUCUCUAUCUCCCCUGCAACCAAAUGAAUGCUCUCCCAUGGAGGUAGUACAACCACCUUGGGGACCAAACGACCAGAGGGGUGAUUUUUCUAAGCAAGAGGAGCCUGUCAGCAAGAGACGCAUCGGGUGAUAUCGGAGCCCCAAUCUCUCUCUCUCUCUCUCUCUCUUCCUCUCUCGCUCUCUCCCCCUCCUCCUCACCCCCUCCACCACCGCAUCCCUCCUUUUCAGUUUUCUUGGCCGGGGCUUCCUACACAGUUGCCUACACAUGGAGAUAUAGGGGCCGCAGAAUUCUUGUUGCGCCUCCCCGCGAACUGUCUGCGUUCCACUUCCACGGCUUUGGAAGGACCGUCCCUCUCCAUCCAUGUCUCACCAACCCUGCUCCGUGACUCCAGAGGGAGCCGCAUUCACCACCACCUCAGCUUUGGGUUACUAAAUGGUUUUCUGGGGGAGGAUUUCUAACCGGCGAGAUGCUGCUCGUACUCCUGCUGGCAGCCUUUUCCUCCUGUUUCUCCGGCUCCCUCUCCUCCUCCCUCUCCUCCCCCUCCAUGUCGGACGGACCCCCGAUGGCAGACCCAUCCGCCUCGGACUUGAUGGCCGAGACCUGCAGCGCCUGCUCCUGCAUGUCGGUUGAGAAUGUGCUUUAUGUCAACUGCGAGAAGAUCACUGUCUACCGACCCACGCAGCUCAUCCCACCGGCGUCGUCACUGUACCACCUCAACUUCCAGAACAACUUCUUAAUCGUACUCUAUCCGAACUCGUUCCUGAACUUCACCCACGCUGUGUCCCUGCAGCUGGGGAACAAUAAACUGCAGAACAUCGAGGGCGGAGCGUUCCUGGGAAUGGCUGCAUUGAAACAGCUGCACCUGAACAACAAUGAGUUAAAGGUGCUACGUGCGGACACUUUCCAAGGGAUAGAAAACUUGGAAUACCUCCAGGCUGACUACAACCUGAUAAAAUACAUAGAAAAGGGAGCUUUUAACAAACUGCACAGGCUAAAAGUGCUGAUCCUGAAUGACAAUCUCAUACAGGCACUUCCUGACAACAUAUUUCGCUUCGCCUCUCUCACACAUCUGGAUAUAAGGGGGAACAGGAUCCAGAAGCUUCCCUAUUUGGGGGUUCUGGAGCAUAUAGGGCGCAUCGUAGAGCUGCAACUGGAUGACAACCCCUGGAACUGUACCUGUGAUUUAGCGCCCCUCAAGGCGUGGCUUGAAAACAUGCCCUAUAAUAUUUUUAUUGGUGAGGCCAUAUGUGAAACACCAAGUGAUUUGUACGGGAGGCUCCUGAAAGAAACCAACAAACAGGAGCUUUGUCCCAUGGGAACAGGAAGUGACUUUGAUGUAAGAAUGCCGCCACCGGAUAAUGGACAGUCACCUUCCAAAAUGUCCCCAACUACGAUGGUGCCCAUGGCCACAAAAGCGCCAAAAACCACAGACUCAUCCAAGAUUUACGGAAACGGCAUUGUGGCUGGUUUGCCCCCCUUUGGAAGAAAUAGUCAGAUUGUUUCCUUUCAGACACGGACCCCUCCAUUGUGUCCACAGCCCUGCAGUUGUAAAGCCCACCCGUCUGACUUUGGCAUUAGUGUCAGCUGUCAAGAGAGGAACAUUAAAACUCUGGCUGAACUCAUUCCCAGACCCCCGAACGCCAAGAAACUUCAUCUAAGUGGGAAUUACAUACGUGACAUAAGUCCGAUUGAUUUCCAAGGGUUUGAGGGCUUAGAUUUGUUACACCUUGGCAGUAACCAAAUUGCCACGGUCCAGAAAGGUGUGUUCGCUAACUUCACUAACUUAAGGAGACUGUAUUUGAAUGGAAACCAGCUCGAACAGUUACAUCCCGAGAUGUUUUUGGGCCUCACGAACCUACAGUACCUGUAUUUGGAAUACAAUGCCAUAAAAGAAAUCUUAGCCGGCACAUUUGACUCCAUGCCGAAUCUGCAACUCCUGUAUCUCAACAACAAUGUUUUGAGGAGUCUCCCCGCCUACGUAUUUGCGGGUGUAUCUUUAGCCCGACUGAAUCUGAAAAACAAUCACUUCAUGACCCUACCAGUGAGCGGUGUCCUGGACCAGCUGCAAUCAUUGACCCAGAUAGACCUGGAGGGGAACCCAUGGGAGUGUUCGUGUGAUCUGGUCGCCCUCAAACUCUGGCUAGAAAAGCUAAGUGAUGGAGUGGCUGCUAAAGAGGUGAAAUGUGCCUCCCCUGUGCAGUUCGCCAACAUUGAGCUGCGUCUCUUGAAAAAUGAGAUCUUAUGCCCUAAGCUCAUUGCAAGGCCACCAUUAAUUCUCACUAGCGCCACCCCUGUUUUGACCUCACUGUCGCCUGCUGGGGUUGGCAAAGCACCACCAGGAGGACCUGUGCCUCUCUCAAUUAUGAUCCUGAGCAUCCUUGUAGUGCUAAUACUGACUGUGUUUGUGGCCUUCUGCCUUUUAGUCUUUGUUCUGAGACGGAAUAAAAAACCAGUGGGCAGGCAGGAGGGGCUAGGGAAUCAGGAAUGUGGCUCGAUGUCAUUGCAACUCCGCAGACACAACCAUAAAUCUGGCAAAAAAGGUUCUAUCCCAGGAGAUGACCUGGGAGGGGAGACGUUCAUCCCCCAGACUAUUGAGCACAUUGGCAAGAGCCACACCUGCGGAAUCGGACGCUCCUCCGACAUGGACGCCGGGUUCAAGUUUGCCGACUCACAGAGACAGAAGAUCAUCUUCCGGAACAGCAGCGACAAGGAUAAAGAGGCUCUUUCCACCCUGGAGCGCAACAAACGCCUCAGCACCAUCGACGAACUUGAGGAGUUCCUCCCCAACCGAGAAUCUAGCAUGUUCAUUCAGAACUUCUUGGACAGCAAAAGGGAUUUCAACAGUAUAGGGAUGGGCGGGUACGAAAUCCGCUACCCCGAAAAAACACUGGAUAAAAAGAUGAAGAAGUCAUCUCUGAUUGGUGGGAACCACAGUAAGAUUGUGGUGGAGCAGAGAAAAAGUGAGUAUUAUGAACUGAAAGCCAAGCUCCAAGGAACGCCUGAUUACCUGCAGGUGCUUGAGGAGCAGACUGCACUCAGUAAAAUGUAGGGUUCCUUGUGUUUGCUUUAGUGCAUUGAUUACACAUACACAAAGAAUUCAGACACGCAGACCUACAGGCAGACAGACAGCCAUGCACACCUGCCUUUCUCUCGUUCUUUCUCUGUCUCAAGCCACACACGUAUCUUUGAACCCCCCCCCUCUCUCAUUUCCCUCUCUCUGCACACACACACACACACACACAGCAAAAAAAGUGCCUUCUGGAAAUCCUUAAUGACCAAUGCAGAGAUGGACAAAAUGGCUCCACACUACAAAGCUAUUACUAGAAUCAGCAUGGAUGUAUUCCACUGUAUAAGACCUUUCGGAUUAUCCAUGCCACGACAUGUAUGAAUCCCACAUACAUACCACAGGACACCAUAAAAAAAGCUACCAGACAGUCAUAAACAUUUUUUUGCUGCUAUGAAAAGGGUAAUUACCUUCUUAUGUAUAUUUUUUUUGUUGUUCUUUUUCUCCUCCUUUUGUUUUUCCAACCAAAUCAAAGGGUAUUGAAAACAGUGCUCGAGAAUAUAUACCGCACUGACUUCAGCCCUCGUUUAAAAGUAAGAGAGAAAGAAGGAAAGAAAAGGAGGCAGCAUUGUGUGUUGUUCUUUUGCUCUGGAACGUAUCCAAAAUCACCACUUCUGGGAUAAGAUUAACAAUCAAUGACUCAGUGGAUGCUACUUUUGCUCUUUUGAUUUGCGGGGAUACAUGUUUGUUCUUGGGGAUGCUCUCUGGAGUCGGCUGCCUGGAAUACACACCAGUAGCUGUACACCUGCUCAUUGCCGAGAGGCUAAACGGCUCCCGUUCAACCAUUCGUGGGAAUUGGAGGCACUGCAAAACUCCUUUUGGGAAUGAUUUUGUGACUUGUUUUCUUUGUGUAAAGAGCCAUGUUAAAUAUAGUGUCUUCUGAAUGGUGUUUCUCUUCAAAAAUUGCUACUUACAGUUACUGUUCAUUUUUGGGUGACAUCUAAUGGCACAUACACUGUCAGAGGACGUUGUUUCAGAAAAAUGAAAAACCCAAGGAUAAAAAAAAAAAGUACAAAGCUGCUUGCCAUGUAAGCGUAACCUGGAAUUUAUUUUGUAAGUCUUACAUUAUUUGUAUGUGUGGGACUGGUUUGUAAAUUACGAGGACAAACAUCUACACACACGCACACACACACACAUACAUACUGUAUGAUGGAGCAUAAUCAUCAAGCGACUACAAGCCAGAAUUGUCAAAGCAAACCACUGAUGUAAUUCAAUAGGUGAUCUGCCUCCCCUUGUCAGCUCUCAAUUCGUAGUAAAGAAACAGAAAUUUAAAAACAUAGUUCAUUUAUUUUUCUAUGCAGGAUUAUUUAAAGAGUUAUUGGUAUUAUUUGAAAAGAAUAAUACACAAAGAGUGGAAUGGACUUGAUACAAAUGAUGCAUCAGAGCUAAUUCAGGCCACCCGAAGUGACUGUCGAGGUUUUUGUUUUCUCUCAGCCCAGUGGACGAGGGUUGUAACAUGUGAUCUGUGGUGUUUCCUUUCUAAAUGUGUCGCACUACAAACCAAGGCCUGAUAGUCUGUGACGUUUCAAGCGGUUUCCUUAUUCUUAUAUCUCCCCCAGUAUCUUGUUAGAGGUUUCUUAUUAACAUUAUGCAACCAAAAUAAAUGUGCAUUAAACUUGAUAUGAUUCUGAGGAAUUGAUGGGGGCGGGAGGGGGAGGGGGCAUUAAAGGCUCUAAAUUGUCCGAUUUGGAAAGAAUCAUGAAUCCACCAUGUGCAAUAUUAGUAAAAA
Messenger RNA from Solea senegalensis (Senegalese sole), 5502 nucleotides. It is a transcript of the gene slitrk4, whose product is annotated as SLIT and NTRK-like family, member 4. The transcript has 2 exons. The record is from RefSeq and is a predicted model, not a curated record. Lineage: Eukaryota; Metazoa; Chordata; Actinopteri; Pleuronectiformes; Soleidae. The coding region runs from base 1176 to 3758 and encodes 860 amino acids. Gene Ontology annotation, biological process: axonogenesis; positive regulation of synapse assembly; regulation of presynapse assembly. Gene Ontology annotation, molecular function: protein binding. Gene Ontology annotation, cellular component: glutamatergic synapse; membrane.